Adineta ricciae is the source of this 711-nucleotide messenger RNA. The record is from the annotation of a GenBank genome assembly. Lineage: Eukaryota; Metazoa; Rotifera; Eurotatoria; Adinetida; Adinetidae.
AUGGAAACAGAAACACAACGAAAUAGCCAAAGUAAAAGAAAUAAAGCUCAGGUUGAAUACCGAAGUCAGAUGAAAUCGAAGGUACACGAACAUUUANUCGAUGAAAACUACGGCGGUGGUUUGCCAAACUUUCCAACAUCGAAUAUUGUCCAACAACUGUAUCAACCAUGCCAUAAGAAGCUUGAAGAACCUUGUAAACAACUGGUCGCCUAUGUCGCAGAAUACAUGGUCGCAUGUCUGGAAUAUAUUCUAAAGAAGGUUUUACCUGCGGAAGCCAGUUACAAGGACGCACUAAUACGUGAGAUAAGUAAAACUGUGAAAGCUACAAUUGGAAAAAGUAAAGAAAAAUGUCUCGAAAGUGUGCAACAAAUGUUAGAAAUGGAAGAAAGAGUCUUCACGGUCAAUCCACAAUAUAUGAAAACUUUCACCGAAAUGAAAAAAAGCGAACCGGAAAAUGAUACUCUGUUGGGCCUUCGUUCGUAUUGUUCGAUUGUUCACGCUCGAAUUGUUGAUCAUUUGUCCCAACUUUGCGACUAUUGGUUUGUUCGCAAUGGUUUACUUACUCUCGAUAAGAAGUUAAACACCGCAUUCACUCCUGCUGAACUUUUGAAGAUAAUGAAGGAUUUACCGAUUGUCGAACAGAAGAGAGCUGCGCUAAAAAGAAGUAUCGACUCAAUGGAACGAGCGCUGAUUACCGCAGAAGAGAACUAA